AUGACUGCCAAUGAUGGCCUCAUGCAAGCACUGCAAGAUUCACUGACACAGCUGGCCCACUCGUUCCAAGCCAUCGAGACAUCCAUCACCGUCAAGCAGAUAGCCGAAUGCUUUGAACACUUACAAGAUGCGCAUCGAACAGCGCUGGAUCGGCUAUUCUUUCUUAUCUAUCAGCGCAACCAUAUCGAUUCGUCAUCGCCUGGCUCUUGCGCCAUAAUUCGAUCCUCUGCGCGGUCCAAUAAUCGUGAUCACGCAAUACAAGAGCAAUCCAGCAACAGCACGAGACCCUCCGUCUUACGCAAAGUGGCACCGGCUCCGCCCCCAUCCCAGUCAUCGACCACUCCCCGACCCAUCAACGUAUCAGCUCCUAACAUCAAUGUCUCGGCAGACACUGCUGUCAGAGCCGCUCACAGCAAGCGACAAUGGAGGGAGAAGGGAAACGAUCGCAGCGGGAUUCUCACAGAAACGAUCGCGAAGCGCUCAAUCCCGAAUCCUGACCUGCUUCCGGAAAUCCCCUCCCCACAAGAUCGACGCCAGCUACCGACAUCUGGCUUAGCGCUCACGUGCAUCGAAGCGCAGGGACCGGCCCGCUGCAUUACAGACAUCACGUUCCCAGCCACCAUCAGACCCCUGCUACAGACGUGCAUGUCCGACCCGUCUGCGUUUUUACGAGCAGUGACCGCGGGCAAAGUCUCACUUCCCGAUGGCCAGGGCUGGGAAGCUGCAAUAGCGACCAAAAGCAACAAUGCUGAUCUGCGGGACCUCACAAGAAUUUUCCACAGGUUCGAGUGCUACAACAUCUACCAGCAUGUCGUUGAAGCAGGCUACCACACUGGUUCUCAUUGGAUCAGGGAAAUGAGACCCCUGCUUGCACAUAAGUUGUGUCACGACUUGCCCGCGCAUUUCAUCGACCAGAAAGCUGCAAACAAGUGCUUGCAAUGGGUCGAUCAGGGCUGCCGGUAUCGUGAAUGGGCCGAGAAGCUUUCCGGCUCAGCGGUUAAUCUUGGCUAUCUCGUGGCAUUGCCUUGCAAUGUUCCACACUCAACGUAUACGUCUAGAUGUACGAAGGAACAGAUCGUUGCAGCGGUGCUCGAGCUCAAACGACUUGGCAUUGAUGACGCUGUUGAGCAGCUGGAACUCUCCCACCUUGCCAAUCACAUAGUCAUCAGCCUACGUGAGAUGACCGCAGGAAAACGUGCAGAACCCAGUGAGCUCCCAGCCAAUGAGACAUCUAGACCGAUCAUUGACCACCGCACUUACAUGACUCCGCAGUUGCGCAAUUACCACCACCUAUGCAGCCACGCUGUAGAGCACAGAUAA
Molecule: messenger RNA, 1320 nt
Organism: Fulvia fulva
Lineage: Eukaryota; Fungi; Ascomycota; Dothideomycetes; Mycosphaerellales; Mycosphaerellaceae
Exons: 2
Coding region: 1-1320 (439 amino acids)
Source: RefSeq, a predicted model, not a curated record